AUGAAUCAUCUCCUAAUCCCAUUUUCAGUUGUUCAAGGGGUGUCGGUCCCUUUGUCAUCUCAGGCUGUGGAGUUGCACAAAACUCUUGUGUCAAUUGUGAUACAAAGCCCUCAUCAUCCCAUUCUGUUGAAGAAAAAACACAGUCAUGGCACCAUUUUUUACAAAGAAAAUAAACAAACUGCUUUCUCCUGUCUUGCAGCAUUAGCCCUCUUAAUUUGCAACUGCAAAAGCAAAGGUAGUGAAAAAAAUGAAGGCAAGGGUGCUGAGGUACCUGAUAGGGGUGAUGAUGGGUGUGAUAGUGAUGGGGGUGAUAGUGAUGGGGGUGAUGAGGGUAGUGAAACUAUAGACAGUGACUUUGAUCUUAGAUCAGAA
Striga asiatica is the source of this 372-nucleotide messenger RNA. Lineage: Eukaryota; Viridiplantae; Streptophyta; Magnoliopsida; Lamiales; Orobanchaceae. The record is from the annotation of a GenBank genome assembly.